UGGUGGACGGUUUUGUUGCUUGGAGGAAGUCGUCUCCUUCAGUUGACUUGAAACCGUCGGAGGAACAACAGAGAGAGAGAUGAAGCUCAGUUCUCUGCUGCUGUCGAUCGCCCUCAGCUGCUGCUCUGCUGAAGAUCCUCCGGAUCCUCCAUCAAUCCGUCUGAACUCUGACUUCCUGCCAAACCAGAAGGAGGUGGUUCUGACCGCCGGCUCCGCCUUCAACCUCAGCUGUCAUGGCAACCGUUCGGUCGGUUUGACCACCACUGCGUUCCGCCUGCUGUACCGGGACCAACUGCUGGACCCGGUGGAGGUAAAGAGGUCAGACCCCAGACACACUGGGACCUACCGCUGUGGGUACAUCGACCAGAGCCUGGAACACCUGGACACCUGGAUACACCUGUACGUCAAAGACCCAGCUGACCCCUCCAGUGUGUUUGUCACACCUCGCCGCGUCCCUUCAGUCGAGGAGGGCCAGGACUUCCUGUUCAGGUGUCUGCUCACCGACCCGUCCGUCACCGACCUCACCCUCCAAUCAGCAGACAGCACGGGGGACAAGGGGCGGGGCCUGCCUCAGGGUAUGAACGUGACCUUUGACCCCAAGAGAGGAGCCCUGAUCCGAGACCUGCAGAGGUCGUUCAAAGGACGCUAUGUUUGUUCAGGAUGGAAGGACAGAAGGCAGUUCAUAUCCAGACCUGUCGACCUGCUGGUGGCCCCCAAGCUACGUCAUCCUCCCUCCCUCUCUAUCAGUCGGGAUGAAUCGGUCCGUCUGGAAGGAGAGAACUUCGAGGUCACCUGUCUGACCAGUAACCCCUCCCACUUCUACAACCUCACCUGGACACACCCCAACACAAAGACACUGAACGUCACCUUCAGCCGUCACUAUGGCAACGGCCACCUGUACAUCAACAGCACUCUGACAUUCUCCGCCGUCAGUCGGACUCACAGCGGCACCUACACCUGUACUGCUGUCAACGAAGCCGGAGUCGCCACGGCAACCACUCAGCUCAGAGUGCUGGAUGGCCCCUACCUGAGAAUCUACCUGCAGCCGAUGCAGCAAGCUAACACUGACACUAACACCAUAGAGGUCAAUGAGGCCCUGGGUGCUAAUGUUAGCAGCAUGCUAAUGGAGGUGCAAGGAGAGCUAGAAGCUAACAUUAGCAGCAGUUCACUGGAAUUCAAUGGGAUAUUAGUCGCUAAUGUUAGCACCAAUCACAUGCAUGUGAACAGGAACCACAGUGCUAACGUUAGCGGCAGUAGCACAGUGGAGGUGUAUGAAGAUCGAGAUGUGAUGUUGACCUUUGUGAUCUUAGCAUAUCCUCCAAUCAGGAGCCAGCGCUGGACGACAACAACACAUGUCAACAAGGACAACAACAAUACGGUGCACCAUGAGAGCUAUGCCACACACAGCUACAGGUCCGAGGCCAGCUUGCUACUGAGGCGGGUCCAUCAGGAGGAUCGAGGUCGAUACUCGUUCCACUUUGAGAACUCGUUCUUCGACGGCUCGCAGAACAUCGCCCUCCGGAUUUACCGUUCUCCAAGCGCUGUCAUCAGUCAGGAGAACAACACUCUGACCUGCUGCAGCUCUGGAUAUCCAUUACCCACAAUCCUCUGGUACAUCUGCCCCGGGGUCCAGGACACGUGUGGAGACGUCGCCGACUAUCGGCUUCCUCCAGCUGACGUGACCUCACAGGACGAGGACGUGAGGAACCACCUGACCCUGCCUCUGUCGCCUGGUGAUGAUGUCACUGUGGAGUGUGUUGCCUACAACCAGAUGGGAGAGUCUCGUGAAGUCUUCAAUCACCGAAAAGAUCUUUCUUUCUUCACUCCGGCUCUGAUUGGAGCACUGAGUUCAGCUCUGCUCCUCCUCCUGCUCUUAUUGGUCGUCUUUUACAAGUGGAGACAGAAACCCAAAUAUGAGAUUCGAUGGAAGAUCAUCGAGAGCACCGAUGGAAAUAACUACACCUUUAUUGACCCCACCCAGCUGCUGUACAACCAAAAGUGGGAGUUUCCUCGAGACAAACUCCGCCUCGGUGCUGUUGUUGGUUCGGGAGCGUUCGGGAAGGUCGUCGAGGCAACAGCGUACGGUCUUGGAACCGGCAACGCCACUCGAGUCGCCGUCAAGAUGCUCAAACCGAGCGCUCACUCAGAGGAACGUGAAGCUCUGAUGUCGGAGCUGAAGAUCCUCGGCCAUCUUGGUUACCAUGACAACAUUGUCAACCUGUUGGGAGCCUGCACUCGAGGAGGUCCUAUGUUGAUGAUCACAGAGUACUGUAGCCAUGGCGACCUGCUCAACUUCCUGCGGGCUCACGCUCAAGACUUCAUGGCGUCUGUUCUCAGUGUGGAUGAAGUGGAGGGCGAGGCCGUCUAUAAGAACAUGGCCACCCAGAACCCCCGACUCAGGAGUGACAGUGGGAUUUCCUGCUGUUCAGAGUAUCAGGAGAUGCACCCGGUUCAGAGUCCAGGACAAACACACCUGGGUGUACAGACGAACAGUGUUUCUGUCGGCGACCUCAUCAGGUUUUCCUACCAGGUGGCUCAGGGUCUGGACUUCCUGUCCACCAGGAAUUGUAUCCACAGAGACGUAGCAGCCAGAAACGUCCUGCUGACGGACCGCCGUGUUGCAAAGAUCUGUGACUUCGGUUUGGCGCGAGACAUCCGCAACGACGACAGCUACAUCGUUCAGGGAAAUGCCCGUCUCCCAGUUAAGUGGAUGGCUCCAGAAAGCAUCUUUCAGUGUGUUUACACCGUCCAGAGCGACGUCUGGUCCUACGGAGUCCUUCUGUGGGAGACCUUCUCCCUAGGUAGGAGUCCGUACCCAAACAUUGCCGUGGAUACCAACUUCUACAAGAUGAUCCAAGAUGGCCGCCACAUGGACAAGCCAGACUUCGCCCCAGCAGAGAUGUAUCAGCUGAUGACGCUCUGCUGGAGUUUGGAGCCCACAGACAGACCAACCUUUAAAACGAUUGGUCAGCUAAUUAACAGGCUCCUCCCCUCCACCAAUGACACAUCGCCACAACACAGGGACCAGUCGACAUACAAGAACAUCAACGAGUGCAGAGAAGAAGAAGAAGAAGAGGAGGAGGAGGAGGGGGUCCGAGGAGGAGACGCACUGAAGAGAGGAGAGGAUUGUGGACGGGGAGAGCGCCAUGACAACGACAAUGAUGAUGAUGACGAUGAGGAGAAGGAGCCGAUGAUGAAGAACAUCUACCAGCUGUCCUGAUCAUCAGUGUGUUUCAGUGUCCGCUGUUGGUUCAAAAUGAAACUUUAUUCAGAGACAACGUGAAUCUAAAUGUUCUAUACACACUAAAGUGAGAAUCCGCCUUCUCCUCCGGUUCUGGACCCGUUUGAUCCGGUCUGAACUCUAAAACAUGUGGAACCAUUUCAUUCUGAGGAUAUUAAUGUUUUUUUCUAUUUCAGCAACAUUUGAUAAGUUUCUUAUUGUUUGUUUUUUUCAAUGUUUAACAUUUUUACUAACAGACUUUCUCCUCUGUCAUUGAUCAAAACUGUAAUUGUCUUAUUUUGUAUUUUUAUGUGAUGUCUUUAAAUACAUUCAGACUGAGAUGUUUUUUAUUAUAACACCUGGACGUACCUGCAGGAUUCAUGACAUCACAACAAAUAUUUACAUAUGAAUAGAUUCUUUAUUUUAAAGAGGGAGGAGGACAAACUCUUAAGUUUUUUAUUUAAUAAUCAGUAUCUAAACAUGUAAUGUGUGAUUUAUACCACAUCCUGAUGUACUUUUAAGUGAUUAUUAAUGUGUUAUAACAACGUCAACUCAUCCAGGUUACCUGCUGUAUAAACAAAUAUUACAUGAUAGUAUGGUAAUAAAUCAGUAAUAAUGUGAAACAUGUCUUUAUAGGAGAAGUUAUAACAAAUACUGUUCAUUAAUAAUAUUCUAAAUGUCCUCAUAUCUGCUUGUUACAGUAUUAAAAUCUGUUAUAAAGCAUUUAUUACAUGUUUAUAAACUAAUAAGAUAUGAUCAAUAUCCAAAAACCAAAGAAAGUAUAUUUUAAUAUGGUCAUUUUAGCAUUUGUAGUCUCCAGUUAUUGAAUAUAAUGAAGGACGUGUCACCUGUCAGGUGAGUGCAGGUGGGCGGAGCCACAUUAGAGGAGAUUACCUGACAGGUUUACUGCUGCUGGACUUCACACUCCGAUAAACAAGAAACCCAGCAGGAAGUAGUUCAUGAAGCUCAAUGAAAACUGAUCAGUUCACAUUCAGAGUCGGAGGAUAAACCGUCAGUUUGUGAAGUU
Anoplopoma fimbria (sablefish) is the source of this 4247-nucleotide messenger RNA. RefSeq names its product macrophage colony-stimulating factor 1 receptor 2-like. NCBI's taxonomy places the organism in Eukaryota, Metazoa, Chordata, Actinopteri, Perciformes, Anoplopomatidae. Gene Ontology annotation, biological process: osteoclast differentiation; protein phosphorylation; multicellular organism development. The transcript is spliced from 23 exons. Gene Ontology annotation, molecular function: macrophage colony-stimulating factor receptor activity; ATP binding; cytokine binding. The coding region runs from base 80 to 3220 and encodes 1046 amino acids. Gene Ontology annotation, cellular component: signaling receptor complex; CSF1-CSF1R complex. The record is from RefSeq and is a predicted model, not a curated record.